GAAACACAGAAAAUCAUUUCUAUUAGAUGAUAGUUAAGUUAAAUGAAGGAUAAAACAAUCGUUGGAAAACAAAACUCUGGAAUCUUAAUUAGGGGAGAAGAAAAAUGGUUGAGUUUUCGUUCUUAUCUGAAAAAAAAAAGCUAAAGAGAUUGGAAUAGUGACGUCAGUUCCAGCCCAUACAAAGAGAUGCGAACCUAUAAUCGAAUCUGAUCCUCCGAAUAUUCACCCAUCAUCUUCACGAUAUUACUAUUUUACCCUUCUCUUCCAAAAGAGAAAAAAACAUUUUAACUCUCAAAGAUUCGUUUUAGGUACGCGACGGCCCGACCUCGAUUCUCUUCCACUUCUUUCUUGUUCCAAAAACCUAAACCCUCUCUCUCUCUCUCUCUCUCUCUAUCUCUUGAAAAAUCAACAAAACAUUGGAAUCAAUUUCUCUAUGUUUUGAUUCUAUUUUAAAGAUCCAAUAUUCUUUCUCCAUUGAGAUUAAGCUUCUUUCUCGCUGUCGUCUCUCUAUAGAUCUUGGUUCUUAGUCCCUUUUGAAUAAUAAUGAUGGUGGAGAUGGAUUACGCUAAGAAAAUGCAGAAAUGUCAUGAAUACGUUGAAGCACUUGAAGAAGAACAGAAGAAAAUCCAAGUCUUUCAACGCGAGCUUCCUUUAUGUUUAGAGCUUGUCACUCAAGCGAUCGAAGCUUGUCGGAAGGAGUUAUCUGGUACGACGACAACUACAUCAGAACAGUGUUCAGAACAGACCACAAGUGUUUGUGGUGGUCCUGUCUUUGAAGAGUUUAUUCCUAUCAAGAAAAUUAGUUCCUUGUGUGAAGAAGUACAAGAAGAAGAAGAAGAAGAUGGUGAACAUGAAUCUUCUCCAGAACUUGUGAAUAAUAAGAAAUCAGAUUGGCUUAGAUCUGUUCAGCUAUGGAAUCAUUCACCGGAUCUAAAUCCAAAAGAGGAGCGUGUAGCUAAGAAAGCGAAAGUGGUGGAGGUGAAACCAAAAAGCGGUGCGUUUCAGCCGUUUCAAAAGCGCGUUUUGGAGACUGAUUUGCAACCGGCGGUGAAAGUAGCUAGUUCGAUGCCAGCGACGACGACGAGUUCUACGACGGAAACUUGUGGUGGUAAAAGUGAUUUGAUUAAAGCUGGAGAUGAGGAAAGACGGAUAGAGCAGCAGCAAUCGCAGUCGCAUACGCAUAGAAAACAAAGGCGGUGCUGGUCGCCGGAAUUACACCGUCGAUUCCUAAACGCGCUUCAGCAGCUUGGAGGAUCUCAUGUUGCUACACCAAAGCAAAUCAGGGAUCACAUGAAGGUUGAUGGAUUAACAAACGACGAAGUUAAAAGCCAUUUACAGAAAUAUAGACUUCACACAAGAAGGCCAGCAGCAACAUCCGUGGCGGCACAAAGUACCGGGAAUCAGCAACAACCACAAUUUGUGGUGGUUGGAGGCAUAUGGGUACCAUCGUCACAAGAUUUUCCACCACCGUCCGAUGUAGCCAACAAGGGUGGUGUAUAUGCUCCGGUUGCGGUGGCGCAAUCUCCAAAACGUUCGUUGGAGAGAAGUUGCAACUCGCCGGCGGCAUCUUCCUCUACAAAUACAAAUACUUCUACUCCUGUGUCAUAAUCUGAUAGUCAUACUAUAAUCAUCUCCUGAUGUUGAUUUUGGUGUAGGUUUGAAAAUGUUUAUGUGAAUGUAAGAAAUAUUUUCGUCCGUUUUUGUUUGUAACCAAGAAAUGUUAUUUCCUCGGUUGGAAAUUUUGAAUAAAGUAGACGAAUGCUACUAUGUAGUAUAUACACGAGAUAAGUGAAGACUCUUUGUUUUUCUAACUUUGGAUAUUUACUAAAAUAUCUUCUUGUUUUUGGUGUCUA
This is a messenger RNA of Arabidopsis thaliana (thale cress), 1853 nucleotides long. Its product is annotated as myb-like transcription factor family protein. Gene Ontology annotation, molecular function: DNA binding; DNA-binding transcription factor activity. Bases 544 to 1608 code for a protein of 354 amino acids. The record is from RefSeq and is marked reviewed. Lineage: Eukaryota; Viridiplantae; Streptophyta; Magnoliopsida; Brassicales; Brassicaceae. The transcript has 5 exons. Gene Ontology annotation, biological process: regulation of DNA-templated transcription; negative regulation of DNA-templated transcription. Gene Ontology annotation, cellular component: nucleus.